UUAUAAACGAGAAGCAACAUGUCCGAGUACGAAAAUGUAGCAAAAGGAUCUCUUAAACUAAAAGGUGUUUCCGACGGUGGGGUCAAAAAGAAAAAGAAAAAGAAGAGCAAGGAUAGAGAAAAAGAAGUGGACCCAAAGAAGAUUUUAGAACAAAUGGCCCAAGAAAGCAGCUCGGGCAGUCAACAGACUUAUUUUAGAGUUGAUAAAAGGACGAAGGCAGAAAUGGCCUUUGAAAGAGCAAAAGAAAAGAGGGAAGCAGAAAAAAUCAUUGAUAAAGCAGCAAAAUCACACAAAGAAAGAAUAAUGGAUUUCAACGCUCACUUGGACAAUUUGACUGAGCAUUUUGAUAUUCCAAAAGUUAGCUGGACCAAAUGAAGCCUGUUCUUUGAUUUUCAAGAAAGUAAAAAGAGUCAUUUCUGUAAGAGUGCCCUGGAACCAAGCUCAGUGGCCAUUGAAAGGGAUUUUAAGGAAAGCAGCAUUGAAGAAUGUGACCACAUCUCGUUUAAAAUUGAUGUGCAUAAGUUAAAGUACAAGAGAAAAAGAAUCGUGCUUGGGCUCACCGACCUCAAGGGUCUAUACCACUAUGUUCUUUGUGAUAAUAUCACACAUUGUAUGAAUAAUACUCCAGAUUUGUGCUUCUUAAGAUUCAUUUUAGGCAAACAUCGUUAUGCAUAUUUAUAAAAAAUGAGUUUAUCAUGUUGGCAAUCUGGACAAGAAAAUAAUUUUUAAAUGCUACAGUAGCAAAAUAAUGGUUUUUAUUCAAAGUGAGAGCAGUAAAGUACAAAAUGAUAUGAUAAUACUUAUUUCAGAGAUUGGAAUAUUAAGUUGGCAGAAUUGUGAAUUGAGCAUUACAAAAAAUUAUCAUUGUGAUAAUUGAAUACUAGUACUUUUUUUACUGGAAUAAAGUAAAAAAGCAUACAUUCUU
Molecule: messenger RNA, 925 nt
Organism: Lingula anatina
Lineage: Eukaryota; Metazoa; Brachiopoda; Lingulata; Lingulida; Lingulidae
Product: protein FAM32A-like
Cellular component (GO): nucleolus
Source: RefSeq, a predicted model, not a curated record